CGUCGAACCAACCCCCGAACUUUCCUUCUUGUUCGAAAAAAAUUCAGAAUAGUAGAUGGGUAAAGCGAAAAGGUACUGGCUACUGAAAACGGAACCAGGAGAGUGGUCAUGGGAGGACCAAGAGGCCAAUGAAGGUGUAUCAAAGUGGGACGGGGUGAAGAACAAGCAAGCCCAGAAGAAUAUGAAAUCCAUGCGAAUAGGGGACCUCUGUUUUUUUUACCAUUCGGGCACGAAAGCACGUCGCGUGGUUGGUGUGGUCUGCGUGGAGCGUCAGUGGUAUGAAGACGACAGUGAUGGUGGUGGUGCGGUUGAUGUGAAGAAGGUAGGGGAGAUGGGGAGGCCGGUGGGCUUGGCUGAGAUGAAAAGGGAGCUGAAGGGGGUGGAGUUUGGUCUGUUCAGGCAGCCAAGGUUGUCGGUUGUUCCGGUGGAGGAAGAUGUUUGGAGAAAAGUAUGUGAAAUGGGUGGUGGAUAUGAUGGGGACAAUGACGGUCAGUCGGUCAGUAUGCUUAAUGGUGAUUAGGGGGGUGCUCUAAAGGUGUGUGAUAUGUUAAUAGUUAUAACCACUGACUUUUUGGAAGGGGUGCUUUUAGGCUAGCAGUUUCUUUAUUUUGGCUAUGGGGGAUAUGCUUUAAAUGUGUUUGAUAUUUUGUAGCAAAGGGGAUAUGUUAAUAGUUAUAAUCCCUGCUUUUUGGAAGGGUACUUUUAGGCUAGCAACAUCCUUAUUUUGGCUAUGAAUCUUCUAUAAUGUGUGAUAUGAUGGUUGGAAUCAAGGAACUUUAAGCUAUUUUUGCAUCUUAGAGAUGAAUGAAUGAUUGAUUUUAA
Messenger RNA from Olea europaea var. sylvestris, 822 nucleotides. Its product is annotated as thymocyte nuclear protein 1. The transcript has a single exon. Gene Ontology annotation, cellular component: nucleus. NCBI's taxonomy places the organism in Eukaryota, Viridiplantae, Streptophyta, Magnoliopsida, Lamiales, Oleaceae. Bases 56 to 520 code for a protein of 154 amino acids. The record is from RefSeq and is a predicted model, not a curated record.